Molecule: messenger RNA, 3435 nt
Organism: Ambispora leptoticha
Lineage: Eukaryota; Fungi; Glomeromycota; Glomeromycetes; Archaeosporales; Ambisporaceae
Source: the annotation of a GenBank genome assembly
AUGUCAAGUGAUGGUGGCAUCGAAGAAGGUCUCCGUGAAAAACAGAGACGCAGGAAACGAGAAACAAAAACAUUUAGAAGACUGCAAUUAUGUCUUUGGGGGCUGUGCUUGACUAUUGCGUUUCUUUAUGCACUUUCCGAAAUUUGGAUUGUGGUUACUCAGAGACCGGUGGUGAAAAUUAAACGUGCCUUGAGAGAUUAUAUACCGAUGCCAAAUUUGGACAUCGCUUUUAAUUACAGAUUUAAUGUCACGUGUCAGUUUAAAUAUAUGAGUAUACAGCCAGAAGGAAAAGACAAAUACGGCAAAUACAAUGCGCGCAUGAUCACAUAUAAUUUCUCUACCCCCAAUGUGCCACCAUUGAAUUUUAGUCGACCUGAUCAACGAUAUGGUGCUCAUUUCACCAUUGUUUUAGAUGAUGAUUCUUAUAACGCCACGAAUGAUUUAGGAAUGUUUGUAACUGCUGUCGAUACAGAAUUCGAUCCUUAUACAUUGCCGGAUAACACACGUAACACCGUUGAAAAGUUGGAUCCGAACUUCUUUGCCUCCCUCAAUAAUACUAACAAAAAUAUUAUUGGAACUUUUGCGAGAAAUUUUAUGUUUAUCAAACGAGAAAUAUCAAAACGCGUAAACCCAACUUGGAUAAGUUAUACGGGAUUCCCUUCGCAGCAUGUUUCUAUCCCCUACAUUGUCACUAGCUUUGAAUCUGCUUCUAUUCCCGGCGCCAGCAAGAAUGUUACGGCUAAUUUACUUUCUCGUGGAAGUGUGUACGGUGAUCUACUCGUUGGAACAUUGGAUUGGGUGGUCGAAGAGAGAAAUGAAUAUCGGGACAAAACCAAACAAACUGUCACCAGAGAUUACGGAAACUCGCCCGCACCAUUUAUUGAGAAAGCUGAUCCAAACCAGGCUAUCCUUGAUCGAAUCAAUAAUUUCGAAGCAUUCUUGAAAAAAUAUGUUGUCAAAACUGAUUAUAUACGUAGUAGAAAAGAUAUUGAGGACGAGGAAGCUUUAUUGGAUCAAGAAAACCAAAAUGGGGCAAAUGGUAACUCUUCGUCGACAUCUUCGCCAUCCACAUCAUCUAUUCAUGCCCGUCGACCAACAUUGCAACCUGAUGAUCAAAUACAAGUUCAAUCUCAACCUCAGCCAAACAAGACAACGAAUAAUCCAAGCACACCACAAGAUCCAUUUGCUGAUGGAAGUGGAAGUGCAACUCAACAUGGCGUAGCUGAUCCGCAAGACUCGUUAUCUGCAAAAAUAAAAAGAAAACCAGUUGACAAUGAUAAUCAGAAAAAUGCGGUUCCUUCAUCAUCGGAUCCAUCCAGUAAAAUUAUCAAAAUUGUCCCAGCUGCUGUUCGCUUCGGAUUAACAGGCAAGAAACGAAAUUCUGGAUCAUCUGAGAAAUCCAAUAAACCUUCUAAUGAAACUGCAAAUCAGUCGCCAACUUCUGCUGAUGAUACGAUUCCUUCCUCGACUAAUAUUAAAAAGCCAAGCAUGACUGAAGAUAAACCUACAUCAUCAGACAAUGGAAAGACUGGUGGAGCCCAGAAAACUGCAGCUGCGAUUGGAGCUGGACUUGCUGGCAUUUGGGGAGUUAAAAAUAAAAAUAAAAAAAGCAAUCCUGUAUCAUUCGGCGAUAAACCUACCUCGGAUGAUACUAGCAAAAAUGAGAAACCAACAGACGAGGAUAAAAUUGUUGUGUCCCAAAAUCCUACGGGUCCUCAUGCUAUUAAAAAAGACGAUAAAUCUGGUCAUAGUAAACAGCGUGCACCUACAACUAUUGUUCCUGGUAAAGGGAUAAGCAAUGAAAAAGCGGAUUCCAUAGCUAGUUCUCCGAUUGAAGAAAGAAAGCAAUCAGUAUCGUCUCUAACUUCAAGUGUUCUUCGAGAAGAAAAAUAUCCAGAUCCCGAUCUUAUUACAGAACACGAAAAGUUUGUGUCUGAUGCGGAAAUUUUAUUUAAAGAAACAGAUUCAAAACGCUCUUCUCAAUCUACAACAAAAGCUGGCGUUUUUGAUAAUGUUGCCGGGUCAACGGUUGUGGAUCAAACAUUUAUUAAUACAAUUAUCUCUGAGGCUGAGGAAACGCCACGCAAUUCUUUCCUUUUGGAUGCUCAAGCAGCAGCCAAUGCUGAACUGUAUUUACAGCAACAAGCACUAGGCUCAUCGACUGAUCAUUUACAAGUCGGCACCGUCUCAUCGAACCAAUUAUUCACUAAUAGUAAACGAGAUAUUGAAGUAAUAUCGAUAAAAUCAACUAGCUCACAUAUUACAGAGGUGGUUAAGGUUAAUACCGCAAAUAUAGAUUCUGGAGGUGCUGCGGAAUACGCUGAACAAGUAAUGAAAAGUUACGAGACUCAACAAAAGAUACGUACUUCUGAUGCACCUUCCUUACCGCCUCUUAAGAAUUUGGAGGCACUUAUUGAUCGACGUGAUAGUACAAUGACAGAAUUCUCGCAAACUUCCACCCGGGCAGCUUCAGUACAAUUAAGUUCCCCAGGUUUCUCAUACGAUGAUCCACGUAGGGAAAGUACCUUAACAAAUGCGUCAACUGAAGUUGGAGAUACCUUAACAAAAGUUAUCCCUCAAAAAAGAAUAGACAUCAUAAAGUAUAUCGAUGAAGAUGGCAAUGAAAUUGAUCCGGAUGAAUUAGGUGAUGGUUCGAAGUUUGAAAUUGUAGAAGAAAAGACGACUGUUGAAUAUAUUGAACAAAAAGUAGCUUCUUCCGAUUCUGAGAAUGAAGAAUGGGCCACCCCAAUAUUACUUUUCAACAAAAACCUCGGAGAAGAAUGGAAAUCUGUCGCGGAUGAAAUGAAGAAAAAAGAAGAAUGGCGCGUCAGAUUCCUUGAGAAUACUCAAUCAACACCAGGAGACCUCACAUUUCCAAAGUCGAAUGUCACAUUUCUUUGUCUCUCUUACAAGGAUUGGGAACCGUUGAACUCUGAUAAUCAAAAACAAGAUCUUAUUCAGAAACUAAUUAAAAGAAUUCAACUUUGUAAUCAACGUUAUCGCAAGGUUUACCUCUUGAUCUAUCUUGGAUAUGGAAAUAUGCAACCGUUGUACGAGAUUCAAAUUCGGUUACUCGCAUCCUACGCGAUGAUAAAGAUCUUUCCAGUUCAUAAUGUACAAGAAAUUAUCGAUUUCAUCUCGAAGAUACUUCAUCCCGACAUUCAACCGGACAUUCAGCAAUUAGCAAAAUGGAAAGAACAAAGCGUCAAUGAUCCAACAAACUUGAUUGCUACCAACAAAUGGGUGCAUCUUGUUGCUCAAAUGUCUGCUGGAACGGAAAAGUUACGAUUACAUGAGUGCUAUGUACUUCAGGAAGGUCUUCAGACAAUUUAUAACAUCGCCACUGCCACUGAAUCGCAGCUACUGGAUUGUUCACUAGAUCGUGAGACUGCCCAAAAUAUUGUAAAGUUCUUUAAAGAAGAUUACUUAGCUUAA